AGCGUUCCCAAGCGCGCUGGCCGACCAGGCAGAUGGAAUAUUAUAUGGCUAAUGAUAGAACAGGGAAGAGGCAUCCUGCAGAGCCCACACUCUAGUAGACUGGAACUCACAUUCUACUCUGAUUUGGAUACUCCGGAGGCCGGGAGUGGGUUCAAAAUUUCCUGGUCAGAAGUAAAAUCACAAUGGAGGGAGGGAAAGAUAGAAUACGUAAGAAUUUACCCGGGUAUUCACCGACUGUUUAGCAAGAUGCAAGUAAAGCUUCUAGUCUUUCUUUUCUUAGGAAACCCUGGAGACAGAUUCCUGUGUUACCUCAUUGCCGGGUCGCCACAGGGAUCUCAUCCUCACCGGUCUCCCCGUGCGGCGGUUCCGAAUAACACUCCACCUAAUGGCCUUAUUAAGAAGAGCUAGAUUGAUGGAUAUGAAUGUCUGUCUAUCAAUCCCCAGCAGGUGGAAAUGAUAUGGACUAUGUGUUCUGUUCAGCCUGAGGGAAUAUUAGAUAUUACAGUAUGUUACUGAAUAUAACACCCAAGGUUGAGCCAAUUUACCUUUCUUGAUAAUUUGCGCAGAGGUCUUUAUUGUAAAGCGGCACAAACCGGAGUCACAUCUAUGACCGAAUUCGAAGGACACAAGGGUAGCACUGACUUGAAAUUCUGUGUUAUGAGUGAGUUUGUCACUUUAAUGUCUGUAGCCGCUCAUAAUCGAAGUUCUAG
Molecule: messenger RNA, 710 nt
Organism: Aspergillus piperis CBS 112811
Lineage: Eukaryota; Fungi; Ascomycota; Eurotiomycetes; Eurotiales; Aspergillaceae
Exons: 1
Coding region: 52-408 (118 amino acids)
Source: RefSeq, a predicted model, not a curated record